Molecule: messenger RNA, 1521 nt
Organism: Colletotrichum truncatum
Lineage: Eukaryota; Fungi; Ascomycota; Sordariomycetes; Glomerellales; Glomerellaceae
Product: FAD binding domain-containing protein
Molecular function (GO): FAD binding
Source: RefSeq, a predicted model, not a curated record
AUGAGGCUCUUGCCAACCAGUUUGGCUGUUCUAGCCGCGACGCAGCUUGAUGUGUCCAUUGCACAAUCGACUUCCCCUUCUGAAGAGACGUGCAUCGUACUCGCUUCCAAAUUCCCUGGGAAAGUAUCCUUUCCAGGUUCACAUCAAUAUUUCAUCUCCAACAUCUACUGGUCAGAUCGCCAAGCCGAGUUGCAGCCUGCCUGUUUCAUUACACCAGAAAGCACCGAAGAUGUCUCAAUCACUAUCAAAGUCUUGGCAUCAUUUUCUACUCCUUUCACAGUUAAGAGUGGUGGUCACACUGCAUUUGAAGGAGGUUCAAGCAUAGAGUGCGGAGUUACGAUUGACCUAGUACGUCUCAACAAGAUCGCCCUUUCCGACGACCGUCAAACCGUCUCUGUCGGCCCCGGAAACCGAUGGGUAAACAUAUCCGAGGCACUUGAUCCCCUCGGUCUCGCCGUUGUAGGUGGAAGAGUCAGCGAUGUUGGAGUCAGCGGCCUCGUCCUUGGUGGUGGUAUCUCAUUCUUCUCCGGUCGUUACGGCUGGGCCUGUGACAAUGUUCGCGAGUUUGAAAUCGUACUGGCAUCUGGGGAAGUUGUCAUUGCAUCUCCGGAUACGAACGCAGAUCUCUUCUGGGCUCUUCGUGGGGGCGGUGGCUCCAACUUUGGCAUAGUUACCCGUUUUGAUCUUGCCACAUUUGAACAAAAAGAUGUGUGGUUGUAUAACUCUAUCUAUCCUUUAUCUUCAAGCACCGAGUUGGUGCCGGCAUUCGUUGACUUAUCAGUCAAUGGGUUGCCUGCAGACCCCGAUGGUCACUCGUUCUUCGUUAUGACCCACGUCUCUGCUCUAGGGGGCCAUAUAAUUGCGAACUAUCUCUAUCACGCUAAACCCCCUCAGACACCCAAGGACACGCCUGCGAUAUUCUCCAGGAGCGCUUCAAUCAGCGGAUCCUUCAUAAAUACGACAACAAUUGCAAAUGUCACAACCCAUUCCAAAGCCAUCUCUGAGAGAUAUGGGGGGCGCAAGGCUUGGGCCGGCACAUCAAUCUACCUGAAGGAAGGCUCAGAACGGCUGCUCCAAGAUCUUAUACCCCUCUACGAAGACUACGCUAAUCAUUUGUUUGCUGCGGCGAAGAACACAAACGAGACAGCGACUCCUUUCUUUGUGUACCAACCUAUCACUACCAAUAUCCUAAAAGCAAUGCAAAAGAACGGCGGAAACUCUCUUGGCCUGACUCCGGAAAAGGGGCCCCUUGUGCAUAUCCAGAUUACAUCGAACUGGGAAACGUCUCGUCUAGAUUGUGUUGUUGAAAAGGGUGCUGCGGAUUUUAUUGCCAAGAUUAACGGCCUCGCGAAGGAGAGGGGUCUGGCUGCAGGAUACACGUAUAUGAACUACGCGGACAAAAACCAGGACGUGUAUGCUGGAUACGGGGAAAGUAAUCACGAACGGUUGAAAGAAAUUGCAGAUACCUAUGAUCCAGAGGGAAUUCUCCAGAGGCUCUGGACUGGCUAUUUCAAGGUGUAG